AUGGUGGAAUCCGCGAUGAAUCCCUCAGCAGCGUUGGUGGGACCACCGUCGUGGCACGUGCAGUUGAUACGGCAUAUUUCCACGCUGCCCCUCUGCUCGUUUGCGGGGAGCAGCCGAUUGCGGUGGCAAGACGACUCGAUUGGACACAGCAGUAGCGGCGUGCGCAGGAAAGGGUCGGCCCGAUGGAGACUGAGGCCUUCAGCAGCAGCAGCUGAUGCAGGAGCAGACUACGGAAGGCGGCUUGACAAUCCCCGCCGCCCGGUGCCCAACGAGUACCUGGCUGGGUGGGCCUUGACACAAAACGAUACAGCCUGCCUGCAGCAGUUCCAAGACAUGGGUUACACAGACUGUGAUGACCACGAGUCGUCACCCGAAGAAGCGAAAGGAGAGAAGGCAGGGUUCCGUUUGUGGGGGGAGGCCACGAAGGCGUUGAUGGACCGGGUGGACAUUGUACACGAUCUUGACCAGAGGAGGCUCGCGGCUUCGCGCUACUGGCAGCGGUUGCAGAGCACCCCGCCAAAGGAAGCACCCGCAUCCAACACCGGCAACAAAGGGAAAUUUACCGACCUUGACCUCUCUCCUGGUCUGGCCGCGCCAACUUGGGCAGACGUAAAUGCUCUUUUCGAGAGCGACGACGGCUUUGUACGGCGAGAAAGCGAACGAUACAUCGAGGAGGCGAGGGACGGCAUGCCUUCCGAAGGCGGGUGGAGCGGGGAUCGGGUGUCGCGACAGUGGGUGGCGAGCUACCGACUUUCGGUCUUCGAAACCCGUAGGCAGGCCCAGCGGUUUUUCUCUUGGGGUAUCCCUGACGAGGGGAAUGAAACAACCUUGAACCACUUCUACGCCAUUUGUCUUUGCCUGCUUUGCUGGAACGCCCUUGCUAAUAGAGCUCUGGACUGCAUCCUGGAGCCUAGAAAGCGGGUCCUAGAGGUCGGAAGCGGCCUGGGCUACUGGGCCUACCUCUUGAAGCUGCGAAGCGGAGAUGACUCUCGCGUGCGCUGCUUCGACCCGUUCGCCCCACCAGCCCGUCAACGUACCGAAGUCUCCACCACCGAGGACGAAAGUGGUUAUUCGGUCGAAGAAGCACCACCCCGCUCGAUCGACAACGCUCCCUCACCGGAACCAAUCAGUAUGCCAGAAGAAGAGGUCGACGACUGGUUUGGGGAGGGGCGAGAACCCUUCUCCCCGGCGGAGCGCGGGUCGUUCGACCGAAUUGCCCGCGAGGACGGGUUCCGGAACUGGUCGCUGCUCAUUUGCUGGCCGAGCGACGGGCAGUGGCCGGCCGGCUGCCUGCAGGAGUUUGCAGGGAACGACUUCUUUUACGUGGGGGAGGGAGAGGGUGGCGCGACACGCAUGCCUUGGCGGGUGUUGAGGGAGGAGUGGGAGAUCGUGAGACGCGUGGAGAUACCCACGUGGCCAGGAUUCCGGGACGCGCUCUGGUGGUACAAAAGGAAAGAACCGGACGCCUUGUCGCGGGACCGAUAGGAUUACUCUCCCUACACUCUUUGGGGAGCAACAAACGCACAUGACGAAUGCUGAUGUCGAUGGUUAUUUGGCCCAGAAUU
Ectocarpus sp. CCAP 1310/34 is the source of this 1565-nucleotide messenger RNA. The record is from the annotation of a GenBank genome assembly. NCBI's taxonomy places the organism in Eukaryota, Phaeophyceae, Ectocarpales, Ectocarpaceae.